This is a messenger RNA of Haliotis rubra (blacklip abalone), 1706 nucleotides long. RefSeq lists its product as uncharacterized. Gene Ontology annotation, molecular function: transferase activity. The transcript has 5 exons. Gene Ontology annotation, cellular component: SCF ubiquitin ligase complex. Gene Ontology annotation, biological process: SCF-dependent proteasomal ubiquitin-dependent protein catabolic process. NCBI's taxonomy places the organism in Eukaryota, Metazoa, Mollusca, Gastropoda, Lepetellida, Haliotidae. The record is from RefSeq and is a predicted model, not a curated record. Bases 350 to 1294 code for a protein of 314 amino acids.
CAAACGUAAACAAAUGACGAAAUUGACAGAAAGUGUCGAAAAUCGGGUAUGGCAAUGGGACCGUUUUAUGUUGUGUCAAUACAUUUCCAAGCAGAUUCGUAUUGCAGUUUAGUUGAAGAGAUGUUGUGUCCGUCGUUUUGGCCUAAAGCCAGUAAAUCAUUCACUGGUAGUGUUGCACAACCGUUCGUAAAUAAUUUGCUGAUAAACAUAUAAGCAGCUGAUAUUAUAGUGAUAAGGACCAUUUUCUGAUGACAAGUUCAUUCUACCAGUAUACCCAACGUCAAUACAAGACAAUUUACACGAGUAUUAUUAUUAACGUGUGUAUAGCCAGAAGAUAGUUAUUUUAAUCAUGAGUGAAAACAGCCCAGUAUCUCAAUCGUCCAACUCCAAUGCGGACAAAAAGAACGGUUGGGUUGGACCGCCGACCAAGGAAUGGCUUGAAAACAGGUUGUCUAAGAGGCUAUGUUACCUGCUCCGAUAUGGUGCUCUCAAAGAAGGACUUCAUGCUGAUGAUCAAGGGUAUGUCAACAUUGAGGAACUGUGUACAGCGAACCUCCUAAGGGAACACAGCCAAGAGGAGGUGUUUGAGGAAAUCAAAUCUUCAACAUCAGGGAGGAAAACAAAACGCUUCCAGUGGAAGGAAGAACAUGGAAAGAUCUAUGUGAGAGCACAGUACGCUCGACGAUUAGAGAAGAGUCCUUACCAUGAAGACUGCAAGGUGCCAACCCUGUUUGAGACCUGCAUACAAAGUGUCCUCACAAACAUAGAAGAUUACGAUCUGGAUGAUUUCCCCGAUGAAUUUGUCAUAAGCACAAUGAUCCAUCGUCUGAAGCGUCAGAAGAAGCUGAACAACAAAGCCCUACAGAUCCUUCUGGUGCCGACCUUGGAGCACCUGGACCUAGAGGGUCUCUACCUCACUAACAACAUUCUCAAGAUGGUGUGGAUAAAAUGUCCCAACAUUAAAACCCUCAGUCUCAAGAACUGUGGAUAUAUCAUGACGGAUAACCUCAUGUCUCAGCUAGUCAAGAAACUGCCAAACCUGACGUCACUGAAUUUGGCCCAGUGUCAGCAUUUAACAGACAUUACACUCAGAUCAAUCAAAAAACACUUAAAGAACUUACGAAAUAUUAACAUAUCUAUGGUGAGAAACUUCACAGAGGCAUGUGUGUUAGACUUUAUAAUAAACCUUCCCAACCUAGAGCAGGUGGACAUGUACGACGUCAGGGUAUCAUCGGAGGGACGCCAAACUCUGGCCGAGAUUGGCAAAGACAGAACGUUGAAAAUUGUUCUAUGAGAAUUCCACAGUAAAGAGGCAGCGAGGGGAAAAUCCUUCAAAGAUGUUGCCACAUUUUGGACAAGUUUGGUACUGAACUCAAGUUUCAAGGACUGGUCAUUUAUUAAUUGGGGGCUGGUCAGCAAAUAAGUUUGGUAUGAGGACUGCAUCAUAUUUUUCUGAGCACCACAUUUAUGUAACCAUUUUAUAUGAUCCUACUGAGACAUGGAACAUUUAUUCCUGAGUCCCUCCCUAAAAUAUAUGACCAGUCCCAAAAUAUUGCUUGAGUUGGUAAUUUUUUAAUUUGAAAAAAUAGAACUUACUUUUAUCACCCAGAUGUAUAAUUCAGGGGUGGAAAUAACUUUAAUAUUGCUAUUGUACUCCGGUACAGUGGUACAUGUAAAAUCACUUGCCCUGAUAAUUUUUCCACUAU